CAUACACACACUCACGGUGGUGGAGGUGCAGUCCAGUCACAGUCUGCAGAGACACUUUGGCUGUGUGUGUGCUCUGGUUACAGCCUCAAGCUUUCCUGGAUGACUAUGAACCGAACUGCCAUCAAUGAAGGACCACAAUACGACACACGACUGGGGAACUUCCACAGCUUGUCCACACCUUCUGCAAAGGUCAUUGACCUCUGAAAGAGGGUUGAUCCAGUUUCAUCUCAAUUCGUCAAUGAUACUGAACUUUAAUACGCACUUUUAUCAAGUGAGGAGAUGGCCAAGGUGUGUAGACUCUAUGUUGGGAUAAUAACAGCUCUGGCCUUAUGCAAAUACUCGCUGGCAGAAGGGAAUGCCACCGAAGAGUCCGCCAAUCGAACUGUGUCCCACUGUCAUCACCAUGGCAGCAGAGACAAUUGCACAGGGGAACCACUGGAUACAGGACAGUGGAAUGGCCACUUCUCAAAAUGUCCCGAGGAACUAACGAACUACUGCAUCCACGGGGAGUGUCGUUACGUUAAAGAACAGAAAACACCAUCUUGCAGGUGUCAGCGAGGUUACAUUGGUGCCAGGUGUGAAUAUCUGGACCUGGACUUGCGUAUAGGAGAGAAACGACAAAUCAUAAUUGCCUGCAUCAUUGCAGGGCUCGUUUUCCUCAUUCUUGUCAUUGCAUUCAUCUGUAUUUGUUCGCAUCGUAGGUACAGACCGCCAUGCUGGCGCAGGUCGAGACGGAGGGAAGAACCGAGGAACGGGACAGAGAAGCUCAGCAUGAUGGACACCAGUGCGGCACACACAACCAUAAUGGCAGACUCCACAGAGCCACCACACACCAACGUAUGAGAAGUGUUUGUGACGACAAGUCUGGGAAUUGUUUAUACAUGAGGGAUUUUGUCUUUCAUGUGACAGCUGCUGCCUUUUGUCUCACAUGGACCGCAAGUGUGACAUAGGAGGUCCCUCUGUGUCGGACAGGACUGAGGCUGGCUCACAGGAAGGAGGAGGGACAUUUCUGGAUAAACGCUGCGUUAGAUCAAGCAGGAGGACAGGAGUUUGCAGCCUCCUCUUUAAGAGCAGCCUUGUCUGAAACUUUAAUGAAGCUUCAGGGCAAAGAGGACGAUAAACACAAGUUGGAGACAAGUGUUCAGCUGAUUGUAUGUUGGCACAGUUCUUUUUUUUCCAAAGCUGUGGAUCAACAGGCACUUGUACCCUUUCACUUCUGACUACAGUGAGCUAAAUCAGUUGUUGCUAUGUUGGAAAAAGCUGUGACACCAGCUGACAGCUGAUGACAACAGGUGAUCCAGGCAGUCCUCAAGAAAAAAAACGAGGCUGUAUAGGUCGUCUUUGCAAGCAGCUUUUUACUACCCUUAUUUAUGUUUAUUGUUAGGCGGUGACCCCUAGUGGCUGUAUCAACUGUGACAGGAGCAAGUAAAGUCAGAUGUUGUUGUACAAAGAGCGACAAAGUCUGCAUAAGGAGGAGGUCAGGAUGGAUGGAUGGGUCAAAUAAAUACAGGACUUUGAUCCAGGA
This is a messenger RNA of Centropristis striata (black sea bass), 1525 nucleotides long. RefSeq names its product betacellulin, epidermal growth factor family member (gene btc). Bases 280 to 843 code for a protein of 187 amino acids. The transcript has 5 exons. NCBI's taxonomy places the organism in Eukaryota, Metazoa, Chordata, Actinopteri, Perciformes, Serranidae. Gene Ontology annotation, biological process: epidermal growth factor receptor signaling pathway; positive regulation of cell population proliferation; positive regulation of mitotic nuclear division. The record is from RefSeq and is a predicted model, not a curated record.